AACAAAUCGAGAUGGAUGCUUUAUAAAAGCCAUGUUUAGUUUGACACUGCAGAUUGCAAAGCUUUGCUGGGCAACAUAAUAGGCACUCCGCAGCUACAUGGCAGCUUCUUUUUCUAACUAUCCCAAAAUGGACAUAACAAUAGAUACCACAGAAGGCCAAAGAAUAUGUAUGCUUUUUUAUGUUACAUUUACUGAAGAAAAUGUAAUAAAGUACAAAAAGAAAAUUGAGGAUUUUCACAAAAUUGGAAUUUGUUGGAAGCAACCCAUUCUAGUCUCAAAAACGCGAAUUCUUGGUGAUCCAAUGACAUACACAAAGUACAUCAAAUCGAAAUCAGCUAACGUACUAGCUGUAGAAGAAGUGAAAGUAGUGAAUAAAUUAGACUCAACAUAUCCAUUAAACUUGCUUCAUAGAUGAAGUCUUUCUUCCUGAAGAUUCGCAGAACGACGUGAUCUACCAAGCUCAAGAAACAAGCACGAAAGAUAUACUCUACACUGUUUCUAACGUCACGCGUAUUUUGGAUCAUAGGUUGUCAGUAUCGUUUACUAAAUGGCAUGCAACAAGCAGACUUUCUUAUUUGUAGAUGAAUUUAGAAAACUCAAUCUUUGCAAAAGAAAGUUAUUUGUCAUGCGCGAAGGAUAUUAUGAUAAUUCUAAAGAAUAGCCAUUAAUAUGUAAAUUGAAAAUAUAUAAUAAACGUUCAUACGUGUUGUAUAGAAAACCAUGUGGAAGCAAUAAUCACAUAUCUUCCAAAAUACCAGGCAACAAUCAAGCAAUUAGAACCCGACAAGUAUGACGGUUUUGGUCCAUCAGCUAUUUAGGUCAGAACAAUCGUAAACAGAAACGGCUGGAGCAGAAGAAGCUCUCAAAUGAAAAAAAAA
Molecule: messenger RNA, 878 nt
Organism: Rhizopus microsporus ATCC 52813
Lineage: Eukaryota; Fungi; Mucoromycota; Mucoromycetes; Mucorales; Rhizopodaceae
Exons: 3
Coding region: 128-415 (95 amino acids)
Source: RefSeq, a predicted model, not a curated record